GGAAUUCUUUCCUUGAGAGAAGCUGUCGUCCAGAGACCAGACAGCCAACGGCCCACUCCAUGUGAAGUCUGGUGAAUUUGGGGAGGGGCUCUUUCAGUGGGGAGGGGGGUUUGAUGCAGAGGGGACCCUCCCCUCCUCCCCGGGUUUCCACUGUUGCCUCCCUCUCCGCAAGUGGCACGGUCCAGAGGAGUUCAGGAACCCACAACCAUCCCUGCAGGCCAAAGCUGAGGCAGCUGGCAUUGCGGAGUAGCCUUUCCUGACCCCCAACUGCCAUGGCCGCCCUGGCUGCUGCAGCCACCCGGAAGACUCCUGCCAAGGAGCACUUACCUCGGCGGCGGGCGUGAAAGCCAGAUUUAAUCCUCCGCCCGCGGCUGACCCGAUGACCCUGGCGAAAUGUACCGAACAGCGUGGGCGGAGCGGCUGGGAGUGGUGCGUGAAAGCAUGCUUCAAAACCAUCUCAUUGCCAAGCCAGAACUGGGGAAGCCUCGACGAAGCUGCUAUACUCUCCCAGGCUACGAUUUCAAUUAUGGGUUAUACCUGCGUGGGACAGAUGGAGGGGUACCUGAAGCCAUUGGCCACUGGCAUUCCAUAAAGCCCAGGGCACCUUCAGCGAAAGAACGAGGCUACGAUUACAAGACCAUGAACUGCAAAGCCAUCAAAGACGGAUAUGUCACUGCGCACGAGCAGAAUCUGUAUCGCAAGCUCAAGGACAUCCGCUUGAGCGAUAAUGACGAGCGACGGUUUAAGAGGACGCCCCCCAAAGUCCCCGCGGACAUGACCUACGGAAAACCAGCACGGCCCUCCACCCCCUUCUUUGACCUGCUCCAGCAUAAAUACCAAGAGAUGUGGAUUGAGCAGCAAAGAGCCAACAUUCGAGCCCAGAAGGAGGAGAAGAAGCAAAAGAAACGCAGAGGGAAAGUGUACGAAACAUACACCACUCUGCUCCGGAAGUUCCAGCCUCCUAUGAAGCCGGAGUCACUUUGGCACAUCCCUCACUUCCAGAAGGUCAGUUCCCAUCUUUGCACCUUCCCAAACCCAGAUGCCCGGGAGAGAGCACUGGAAGUCUUCCGUUCAGAGAUCCCUGUGCGGACUGGCCCCCUGGCAAUGGGGAUUUAUACCGCGGCCUAAACUAGGAAGAAACUGCAACAAGAAAAAAGGGGGGGAAGCAUAGCCCACCUGCACUACAAGCAUCUUGCCUUACAUCAAAUUUUGGUUCUGAUUUGGGGCAGACUGUGUUCAUCUUUGUAUGGUUGAUUAAAUUGGUGCUUUGCCAGAAA
This is a messenger RNA of Sphaerodactylus townsendi, 1277 nucleotides long. It is a transcript of the gene CFAP77, whose product is annotated as cilia and flagella associated protein 77. The record is from RefSeq and is a predicted model, not a curated record. NCBI's taxonomy places the organism in Eukaryota, Metazoa, Chordata, Lepidosauria, Squamata, Sphaerodactylidae. The coding region runs from base 394 to 1128 and encodes 244 amino acids. The transcript is spliced from 6 exons.